Scomber scombrus (Atlantic mackerel) is the source of this 2201-nucleotide messenger RNA. RefSeq names its product vesicle-associated membrane protein 4 (gene vamp4). The record is from RefSeq and is a predicted model, not a curated record. Gene Ontology annotation, biological process: Golgi ribbon formation; vesicle-mediated transport. NCBI's taxonomy places the organism in Eukaryota, Metazoa, Chordata, Actinopteri, Scombriformes, Scombridae. The transcript is spliced from 9 exons. Gene Ontology annotation, cellular component: membrane. The coding region runs from base 249 to 710 and encodes 153 amino acids.
GGUCAGCUGAUUCAGACGGAGGAAAGACAAGCAGACGGUGUUAGCAUCCAUGAUGAUAUUCUUGUGUCAUCGCCCGGACAGCUUUUAAAAUGCACGGAUAAAACCUUGAAGCCACCCCAAACCCUGAAGACACUGGAUUAAUAACUGAGUGUGUGUGUGUUUGUCGCCAGCAUCGAGGAUCUUGUGGAAAACAGCAGUGCCAGAAAAGGACGCUGACAAAGCCACAGCGUCAGACUGAACUGGAUUCAAUGAGGGAGCCAGAUCGGGAGGAGCAGCCUGAAGACAACAUGCCCCCCAAGUUUAAACGACACCUCAAUGAUGACGAGGUCACGGGAUCCAUUCGGAGCGAGAGGAGGAACCUGCUGGAAGAGGACUCUGAUGAAGAGGAGGACUUUUUCCUGAGAGGGCCAACAGGACCCAGAUUUGGACCUCAGAAUGACAAAAUCAAGCAGGUGCAGUCGCAGGUCGAUGAGGUGAUUGAUGUGAUGCAGGAGAACAUCUCCAAGGUGAUAGAGAGGGGCGAGCGUCUCGAUGACCUGCAGGACAAGUCAGAAAGCUUAUCGGACAAUGCAUCUGCCUUCAGUAGCCGAGCCAAACAGCUGCACAGGAGGAUGUGGUGGAGAGACAUGAAGAUGAAGAUGAUUAUUGCCUUGGUCGUGGUUGCUCUCCUGCUGAUUAUUAUCAUUCCAGUGAUUCUGCGAUAUCGCUAGUGUCCGACGAGGAGGGUGUGGAAGAACUUUCCUCCUCUUCUUCUUCCUCUCUAUCUACUCUGCACACAGUUCUCCACUCCAGCUAGGGGGCGCCAGCCACCCUCCCACACCCUCCUCCGUGUCAGCCCGUGUGCCCGCUAGGAUCUGGCCUCGGCUCGCCCUUAGUACAGAUCUUAUCGCUGGCAUUUUCACAAACAUCUGCUCUGAGAUCAGUACUAAAGGUUUGUUUUUGAUUCCUGGUUUGAAAUUAAGCUGCAGAACAGGGACACAGGAGAAAAACUGUGGAAAUAUUUUAACGCCAUUAGGGCUGUUUGGUAGAAAACGCUGACUCUCGGCCCUCUAGUCAAUGUGAAGGAGUGCUCCAUUCCAUGAUACAUAUCACGUGUAGGGCCCUGGCUUUGCCUUGACAACGGGGAAACUCCAGGUCCUGCAUUUUAUUUCCAUCAUUAUAUAUAGACACUGUAAAGGCAGGGAAUCCACGCUCUUAGUUCAACUGAUCUGAAUGUGCUGCUGCAGCCUUAUACUAUAUAAAUGGGCUGUAACAUCCAGCAGAUGAGCCUCAGAUGUUUACCCAUCAUUCCACGUGUCCUCUCUCUUGUGCUGAAACACAAAGGAUGAGAAUCUUUAAAAGGGAACAGUUUGUGAACACAAGCACAUUUUCUUUGCCCGGCACAAGGCAAGGGAACAAUCUGAGGUUCAUCUGCGAACCUGUAGUCAAAGGUGACUUCCUUUUAUCAUCAGAGAGGCUUUUUUUUUUUUUUGACAGAAAACUGAUUUUACUUAUCAGGUAUGCUCAGCAGUUCAGAUGAUCACAAAAAGGGACUAGAGGUGAACAUCUGUUCUGACAACAUCCUGCUUUCUCACAUUAUUCAACUUCAUAAAUCACCGCCGUCAAUGUCUGUCUGCCUCUUGAUAGCUUGUUAUACUGUAUAGCAGGACCAUGUCAAACCAAAACAUCCAGGUUAUGAAUGUUUCCUCUCCAGACUGCACUCUAAACCUCUCACCUUCCUCCCUGGGUGUGCUGAGCUCUGGGCCGGUUUGGUCACGGCUGUCCUACUUUCCUGCCAGUGACAUUAAACUGUCUCUCACUCUGCAGAUGGUUCUCUUUGGUUUGAUACGGCUUCUGUCUCUUUGUUCCAAUGUUUUGAAGUUCUUAUUUUUGCCGAAUGCUCAAUGUGAUGCUUUGUUUGAAUGCCGGUGUACCCAGUCGCCACUGAAGGUGUAAAAGCAGGAGCGUUGAUCUCUCUGUGCUGUUACAUUAUGCUUAAAGAGGGGGUAAUUCAAGUGAUGCAAGUUAAAAGUUGAGCUGUGAAACAAACAUAGGUGUCAUUGUGUCUGGAAUAACUGUACAAUAAGUUGUCAUUUUAUUAUUUUUUAACGUAAUUUAUUUUAGCUGUAAAUAUUGAUUCUGUAAUGAUGUAAAAUACUCUGGCAUUGCAUUGGAAGACUGACAAUACGGAUCCUGUUUUUUUGCUCUGAAAUAAAGUGAUU